GAUGAGACAAGUGAAGGAACGACUCCAGGCCGGAGACGGCCCUCAGGGUUGUAAACGCGGGAUUGAGACGCUGCGGGUAGAUGACCCGCCUUGCGCAAGGGCCUGGGCGGGAGGGCCUGCGCCUGCGCGAGCGAGACUCUGGCUAGAACCUCCCACUGCACAGGUGGAGUUUGGGCGACUGCGCACGCGCGGCUGGUUAUAAACAACUUGUGAAAUGAGUGAUUUGGAAGAUGAUGAGACACCCCAGCUUUCUGCCCAUGCCUUAGCAGCUCUCCAGGAAUUUUAUGCUGAGCAAAAGCAACAAAUUGAGCCAGGCGAGGAUGAUAAAUACAACAUUGGAAUAAUAGAAGAGAAUUGGCAACUGAGCCAGUUUUGGUACAGUCAGGAAACUGCUCUGCGACUUGCACAGGAGGCAAUUGCAGCUGUAGGAGAAGGUGGCAGAAUCGCAUGCGUGAGUGCCCCUAGUGUUUACCAGAAACUCAGAGAGCUGUGCAGAGAAAACUUUUCUAUAUACAUCUUUGAAUAUGACAAAAGAUUUGCCAUGUAUGGAGAGGAGUUUAUUUUCUAUGAUUACAAUAAUCCAUUGGACUUACCUGAAAGAAUUGCUGCACAUAGUUUUGACAUCGUAAUAGCAGAUCCUCCCUAUCUUUCGGAGGAAUGUCUCAGAAAAACAUCAGAAACCAUCAAGUACCUGACGCGGGGCAAGAUUCUGCUGUGCACAGGUCUGGGCUCCUCACCAGGAGCACAAACCAGCCACGGAGUCGCAGGAGCUCUGAAAAUCCAUCCAGAUCUCUGCAGAGCCUCUUCUGGAAGCCCCAGAGCCUUUAAGAGCAAACGGUGCCCUUCAACCAAUGCCCUUGUAACAUCAGAGAUUUCAUUAAACCUGGAGGUCGAAUUCAUUUCGGAGUUCAAUGAUAUGUCCAAAGAAUCAGGGAAGCAUCUUGCUCACUGGGAGAUAAAGGGUGAACCUCUCAUCUGCUGCUGUCUCCCCGCAAGUGCCAGCAAGAAGCUGGGUGUGAUGAUGAAGAAAGAUGGCAGCCAUCACCAAGACCCCACAAGCCAAGCCAUGGUCCCCUCCCUGAGGGCACAGUCCUUUCAUGAAGCCAUAAAAGACUGAGACCACAGCUCAGACCUGAGCACUCAGGGUUACCUACUGGGGUCGUGUAAUAUUCCUGAUGUGAUUUCUGCCAAAACCCAAACUGGUUGUUUUUUGUUUUUUUUUUCUGUUUGUUUGUUUGUUUUUGAGACAGAGUCUCACUCUGUUGGCCAGGCUGGAGUGUAGUGGCAUGAUCUCGGCUCACUGCAACCUCCACCUCCUGGGCUCAAGUGAUUCUUCUGCCUCAGCCUCCCAAGUAGCUGGGACUACAGGCGUGUGCCACUAUGCCCGGCUAAUUUUUGCAUCUUUUUAGUAGAGACAGAUUUCACCACAUUGGCCAGGCUGGUCUCUAGUGAUCCACCUGCCUCAGCCUCCCAAAGGGCUGGGAUUACAGGGGUGAGCCACUGCGCCCAGCCCUAAACUGACUCUUGACCAAAGAAUCUGAUUUGGCAAACCAAAUCUUAGUGCAGUGUUCGCUCCUUCUCCCCUUACCCAGAACAUGAUUCAGAUCCUAACAUAAACACAAAAACAGGUCAGGGACCAAAACGCCGUGGUCUUGUCUAUUAUGCAAAAUAUUGAGAUAAUGUUCAUGAUUCAUUCUGUUUUCAGCAAUUGUGUCCAUUUUGAAGCUUCUCUCGAAGCUUCGAAACACUGCAUUUUUUCAUACUAAAUAUCAAAAUGUGUCACACAGGCAUCACCAGUGGGAACUUUGUUUUUAAACAUUUAGAAAUAAAACAGUUUUUGACCCAUAAGCCAGUCCUAAUGCAUAGGGUAAUGGGGAUCGAGGCUAAACACAUACACAACUACAAAAUAUUCCCUAGAAAAAUGCAAGAUCCUCAGAAAAUCAAGAUCUCCCUACCAAACAACCUACCAAGUCAUGGCAGAAGAGGUGAAGACUCCUCUCAAAAGGUAAGUGCCAUAGAAAUAGAGCUUGAAAUACUGAACAUGAUUUCUCGAAGAUCCUUUUUGUUACCCCAAGAGAAGUGGAGGCAGAGGAGAGAGAGAGAGCAGUUUCCCUUCCCUCUGGAUCCAGGUGGAUGCCAACUCUGACACGCAGGGCAGAGCACCAGGCUGCAGGAAUUGGAUGCAAAUUGCAAUCGCUUUUCACUUUGGAACGUUUGCCAGGAACUUGCGAACCAUUAAGGGGAUGACUGGGAAACUGGAUCCAUCUCUGUGGCUGGGGAUGUUUCUGAAUGAUUCUCACAGGCUCCUUGUCUGCUCAGUGACCCUGCUGGUCCUAUGCGUAUCUGAGCCGGGGAAUUAAAACGGCCAGUCUGACAUUCUCAAGCGCCGCCCUGGACACCCCCCACUGCCAGCCCAUGGUCUACAGCCACAGCGAUCCCAGCUUUCCAGACAGGGUCCUGAAUGUUAUCUGGAAUGCAGACACAAGUGUUUUGAGAUAUACCGUUUAGGGAAUAAUUCCACAUGGAAAGGUAUAACGUGGCCAAAAUCUCGGCAGGGACCUGGCCCUCAGAUGACAGUUUCCAGGAGGAAAGAGCAUGGGACACUAGUGUCUGUUUAGGUUUGCCCAGAGCCCACAGCCAUCUGUGCUGCAGGCAAUGCAUCCUCCUGCCGCUCAUGGGGGGCCGGGAAUCCCGGUGCUUCUGACGAAGAGUUAUGCACCAUUCCCUCGGCUGGGUUGUACAUUCACUGGAUGUCAGAAGUUUCUGAAACUGCUGUGGGGGCAGGGGAAGGAGUCGCAGAACAGUCUGGUCCUGUCCUCUGGACUCUACAAGUCAUAGCGGUUCAAACUACGAGUUUGGGUAGCUCUGCCAGCUGUACUGGAAGUGGUCUGUUAAGAUAUUAUUGGAGCCAUGAUAGUCCCCAUGCUGGGGGAAGAGGAGGCCAUUGGUGGGGCUUCUCCAGCGGGCUCUGGUGAUGCUCCUUGCUGCUCAGGUCCACUGUGGUGCCAGCAGGAGGUGCUUCCUGACUUGCUGGUUUGCAUCUUACUUGGUCUUGUUGUAGAGGAAGACCCCGAGGAUGGCAGUUAUUAUGCCCAGGACAUUGGUGCUGGUGACUGCAUUGGGCAGCAUGAUCAGGGACACUGUGAUGACCAUGAUUCUCCUGGUGGCAUUGACGACCGAAUAGCUCAGGGAGCUGACGAGGUUGAGGAUGCUAAAGGCGAUGACAUUCUGGGCAAAGUUACAGAAGCCACUGACAGCCAGAAGCAGGAGCAUCCAGGGCCACUGGGAGACGUAGUCAAGUCGCUGCUGACCAGGAAAGCUGAGAGGUCCACCAGAACCCAGGUGGGGAUCAUAAAAAAGACAGCGUCGCAGCCCAAGAUGUUGAGCAGCGGGAGAUGGUGGAUCCACAAAUCUCUCAAUAUCUUUUUGGAGAAAAUGUUCUGAAGCAAGAAGCACAGCGUGGCAGCCUCCCCACAGGUCGAAAGACAACUUGGUGACCGUGGCCAUCAGGAUGCCGCUGAUGAUGGGGAUGAGUGACAAGUAUACCUUGGUGCUCUGCUUCUCCUUUAUAAUGAUCUGGGACAGGAGGACCACCCAAAUGGGCAUGGUGACCUUGAUGGUGUGUGCAUAGGACAUGGGCACCUUCCAAAAGCUGACGUGCACUGACAGGGAUGUGAAGUACUUGCCGAAGGCGACUGGCAGCACGCAGUGAGGGCAAAAGUGCGGUGGCAGCAGCGGGCCAGGCAACGGAUGCAGACUGGGCCCGGGGCCUGAGAUGGGUGGCACAGGGGGCACGCGCCAAGUGUGCAGCAGCGGCAGGAGCCCCGCGUACAGCACCAGGAUGUGGCACAAGAACACGGUCACCGGGAACGGGAAGGCGCUCAGGAUCACCUUGUUGACCACGCUGCCCACUGCAGCCGCCACCAUCCUGCCCAAGUGGCCGCCCCUUCCCGCCCCUGAUAUAAAUUCUUGACAGAAUUCUCCAGUAAAACCCAUCUGGGCCUAGAGAUAGGUUUCUUUUUUCAGAGUUUUAAAAGUAUCAUUCAAUGUCCUUAAGAUUUAUAGGGCUAUUCAAACUAUCUAUUUUAUUUAUUUAUUUAUUUUAUUUUUUGAGACAGAGUCCCGCUCUGUCACCCAGCCUGGAGGGCAGUGGCGCUAUCUCGGCACUCACUACAACCUCUGCCUCCUGGGUUCAAGCACUUCUCCUGUCCCAGCCUCCUGAAUAGCUGGGACUACACGCACACGCCACCAUGCCUGGCUAAUUUUUGUAUUUUUAGUAGAGAUGGGGUUUCACCAUAUUGGUCAGGCUGGUCUCGAACUUUUGACCUCAGGUUAUCUACCCAGCUCAGCCUCCCAAAGUGCUGGGACUACAGGCGUGAGCCACCGUGCCCAGCAAACAAUGAUUCUUAAUGAACACUUGGACAUUUCUGAAUUAUGAGACCCUGGAUUUUAAGUAUUCUGUUUUAGCUGGCUUUCUGGAUACCACUCCAGCAGAGGAAGGAGACACUCAACCUUACCACUGCCAGGUGAAGGUGGAAAUCCAGCCCCUGCCACAUGGCCUUCGUUGACACCCAGAAUAGGCAGAGGAGUCCUUGCAUCUGUUGGGCAGGGUGGGAGUUCUUGCUUCCCAAAUAGUCCAUCCUACUAACAUCAUGAUGGGAGAGCUUUGUUACAACUGGGUGACAGGUAAAGCCCUGAUGCUCCACUAAGCCUCCUCUGACACUACCCAAGGAGAAAGGGUUGAGGGAUGCUUCAGUACUGCUGGGUAGGGGUGGAAUUCCAGGGUCCCCACAUGUCAUCCACUGACAUCAGAGGAAUGGAACAGCCUUUAGGGAUUAAAGUCUUAGCUCCCACUUGGCCUUUUCUGACACCACCCCAGUUGUACUUUUAAUUCCACCCUCAAUCUCCAGCGAAGGGAGAAAGGCUGCAGACUGGGUUCAAUCACCAAUGGCCAGUGAUAAAAAUCAAUCAUGCCUACAUCAUGAAACCUCCAUAUAAACCCUAAAUGACACAGUUCAGAGAGUUUCCAGGUUGAUGAAUACACUGAAGUGCUGGGAGGGUGGUGUACCCAGAAAGUGCAUAGAAGCUCUGCACUACUUCCCCCAUAUUCUGCCCUAUGCGGCUCUUCCAUCUGGUUGUCUCUGAGUUGUAUCCUUUAUAAUAAAGUGGUAAGUAUAAAUAAAGUA
This is a messenger RNA of Pongo pygmaeus (Bornean orangutan), 5186 nucleotides long. It is a transcript of the gene EEF1AKMT1, whose product is annotated as EEF1A lysine methyltransferase 1. The transcript has 7 exons. Bases 215 to 1117 code for a protein of 300 amino acids. Gene Ontology annotation, biological process: methylation. Lineage: Eukaryota; Metazoa; Chordata; Mammalia; Primates; Hominidae. Gene Ontology annotation, molecular function: nucleic acid binding; protein-lysine N-methyltransferase activity. The record is from RefSeq and is a predicted model, not a curated record.